CGAAAAUUUCCUAUAUGACAAUGUUAGUUGUUUUGCAACUUCCACAAGUCUUUAUUGUUUUAGACACAUUUUGGCAUCCAUCCACUUCAACAACAACUUAAGGCGUGAUGUAAAGAUGAAGAAUGAUGGCAGUUCCCAAAUAAAUGUGGUGUAUCCAAAGUUUAAAAAUGGUGAAGGAACUGCGAGGGAUGUCAGAGUUAAGCCCAAAUUUGAGUAUGUGGAUGAAUUAUUUGAGAGUGAUGUUGUCAAUAAAAGACAAAGACGCAUUAUCAAAUUCACAAAAUCUUUUGAAAGAAAUGUCCCCACCACCAAUGAAUGUCAUGUUGCAAAAGCAAACCAGAUCUGAGGUGCUACUAAAACAUGUCCGUCGAAAAUGCAUUGUGGUCAAUGAUGUCCCCCCUCAAUUCCAGCAGCUACCAGUGUGCCAUUCAGCUGUCAGUCAAAUGUGGCAGUUUCAAAAGAAAAAAGUCAGCCAAAAUGUUUGACAUGCAAGAAGCCAAUGAAAGUUCACAAACAUGUGGGAGAUUGCCCAAAAAAUAGGAAAACUUAAUUUUCACUUCACUCAUUUAUUUCAUUUUCUUCAUACCCUCUAAAUUCC
Xenia sp. Carnegie-2017 is the source of this 598-nucleotide messenger RNA. RefSeq lists its product as uncharacterized. Lineage: Eukaryota; Metazoa; Cnidaria; Anthozoa; Malacalcyonacea; Xeniidae. The record is from RefSeq and is a predicted model, not a curated record. Bases 144 to 485 code for a protein of 113 amino acids. The transcript has 3 exons.